This is a messenger RNA of Miscanthus lutarioriparius, 3303 nucleotides long. Lineage: Eukaryota; Viridiplantae; Streptophyta; Magnoliopsida; Poales; Poaceae. The record is from the annotation of a GenBank genome assembly.
AUGUCGCAGAUCCUCCUCCGCCGCCUCUCCGCCCACUCCCACGGCUGCCGCCGCCUCAGCUCCGCGGUCUACGGCGGCGGCGGCGGGAGGCGGCGUGCCGGGGCCGGGGCCGCGCAGCCGCCGCAGGACGACGAGGCCAGCCGGGCGGUGCGGGUGUCGGUGUGGUGGGACUUCGAGAACUGCAACAUCCCCAACGGCGUUAACGUCUACCGCGUCGCCCCGCGCGUGUCCGCCGCGCUCCGCGCCGCCGGCAUCCGCGGGCCGCUCUCCAUCACCGCCUUCGGCGACGUGCUGCAGCUCGCGCGGUCCUCACAGGAGGCGCUCGCCGCCACGGGCGUCUCCAUCUCCCACGUCCCAAGCAGUGGGAAGAAUAGUUCUGACCGCUCUUUUAUGGCUGAUCUUGUCUACUGGAUUGCUCAGAAUCCGCCACCAGUUCAUUUCUUCCUUAUAUCUGGGGAUAAAGAUUUUGCAAACAUCUUGCAUCGGUUGCGAAUGAGCAACUACAAUGUACUGCUUGCUUGUCCUAGUAAUGCUACCAGUGUACUGUGCAGUGCAGCGACAAUCAUGUGGCCUUGGGAUGGUUUAGUAAGAGGGGAGGAUUUGUCACCAAAACGUUUUAACCACCCACCGGAUGGUUUACAUGGAUCUUGGUAUGGUCACUACCGAGGAGCCCUUGAUGACCCCUCCCUGGAGAAGGAAUCAAAGGAAUCCAUCAAGGUAGCAUCUGAUCCAAAGCAUUUUUCAGUACCAUCUGAUACCAAGCCUAGCCCAGUCCCUAAAUAUGUAACAAAUGCAAUUCUGGAGGUACUACGUUCAUAUCCUGAAGGGAUGAGGAUCUCAGAUCUCCGAGUACAGCUUAUAAAGAACAGAAUUGAUCUGGGUACAGAUUUUUUUGGCCACAUGAAAUUCUCUUGCCUUCUUGAAUCAAUGCCAGAUGUUGUUAAAUUAGUAUGUCCUCCAAAUGGUGAAAACGAACCAUAUGCAAUUCCUAUCAACAAAAGACUUCUGCAGCCUGGUGACAGAGCCCUUGAUGGCCCCUUCCUGGAGAAGGAAUCAGAGGAACCCAUCAAGGUACCAUCUGAGUCCCAGCAUUGUUCAGUACCAUCUGAUACCAAGCCUAGCUCAGUUCCUAAAUAUGUAACAAAUGCAAUUCUGGAGGCACUACGAUCAUAUCCUGAAGGGAUCAACCUUUCACUACUCCGGGGAGAGCUUAAGAAGAAAAAAAUUUGUCUCGGUUCAGAUUUUUUUGGCCACAAGAAAUUCUCUUGCCUUCUCCAAUCAAUGCCAGAUAUUGUUGAAUUAGUGGGUCUUCAAACUGGUGAAGGAUAUGCAAUUGCUGUCAACAGAAGAUUGCUGCAGCCUGGUGACGGAUGUACUAAGACCCUUAGCUCAGCUCAAUGUAAUGUCAGGGAGAAUAACCUAACUGGGACAGCACACACUAAUAAGAAGCAUACACUAAGUUCUUCUCAAAGCAUUGACCAGAGCAGAAGCUUCACAGAGACACUAAGUGAACACCCACCUACAUUUUCUGUCUUACCUUCCCCAUCAAAUGGGCUAUCUGAGGACCAAAAUGAGUGCCCAGUGGCUGAUGUGAGUGGGUCGACAGAGUCACCAGCAAAGCACAGGGAAGUUGAUGAAAUGACUACCCCUGGAACUCCCUCUUCCUCAGGGGUGGAAAAUGCUGCUAACAAAGAUGGAUUCUUUAAAAGGAUCUGGACAAUGUGGAAUGGCCCCGAGAAUGUUAAGGCUGAGGUUUCUCAAAAUUGUGAAAGCACUUCUGCUGAAGUGAUUGAUGAUUUGGAAACUCCUCUAGAAGAGUGUAAUACUGAUCGCUGUAUAAAGCUUUUGAGGAGGAUCCAUAAGACCACUUCCAAAAAUGACCGCUCAGAUGGUACUGAGAGCAUGGCAGCAGUAAGUGAUAAUUUAUCAAUUUCAUUAGGUGAUGAUCAUUCUGAAAAAAUAAAGAGAGAUCCAUCAAUUCUUGAAAACCCAGAACCAUGCAGAAAACCUGUCGCUGUUUCCAUGAGUAAAUCUGGAAAAAAGGAUGAUAUUUCUGAAAUGAAUCGGGGCCUGUUUAACUGGGCUUCAAGGUGGUGGACAUUUGGAAAAUCAGAUGCAGAUAGUAGUACAACCAACAUAAAUGCCGUUGAUGAACUGAAGACUGACUCUAUUGAAGAAUUCAAAUUUUCAAAUGCUCCAACUUAUGGAAGUGCACAGCAGGUCGUUCAUGAAAUAUUUACAAAGCCUGACUUGUGGGCAGUUUUGGAGCAACAGUUAUCAGGACCUCUUGGGUCUGAGGUUAUUUUGAAAGCAAAGACAAGGGAGGAAUUGGCACAUGGAUUGCGGAAGUUAAAUUGUUGGCCUUUGAAAGGCCUACUUGAGAAAGAUCUGCAUCAUCUGGUACAUUUGUUAAUUUCGGAAAAGAAAUGGAUUGAAGAAACUUCUUCCAGACUUUUCCUUUUCCGUCUUACCCUCCCUCACAAGAGAAAAUGUGUUCCAUCGAGUUCCAGCAAAUCCAAUGGUCUUAGUUUUAUUUUUUCAAGUGGGAAGCCACAAAAGGGCAAGUAUGUUGAUGAUAAAAGUAGGAAAAGCAAGUCUUUCACUAGGGAGGAGAUACUAUCAGAUUGUCACAAGUUGUUGAAGGAGCUUCUUUCUGAGUCUGAAUAUGGAUUCAACAUCGGAAUUUUCAAGCGUCGCUUUACUCAGAAGUAUGGAUACGAGCUUGAUCACCGGAAGCUUGGGUAUCCGGACCUUGAAUCACUGUUGCAAAUUAUGCCUGAUGCAAGGGUAAAAUUCCCAAGGGUUAUGCCUUCAGAACACAGGAACGGCCAGGGUGGCAGCAAGGGAAAUGGAAACCAAAGCAAUGGCGAUGACUUGAUUUGGGAGGAGCUUGGUCCUGUAUCUGCCACUACUGAAACUGCUGCUGCAGGGGUCAACAAGGAAAUGUGCUACUGUCCUCCCACUCCUUCAGAUGAUGAAUUCUCGGAUAGCGACAGUAUAAAGGAUCAGCAGCCUAGAAGAAAUGCUGAGCAGCAGAGCUCGCUUCUCCAGAUCAUUGGUUCUUGGAACAGUAGCAAGAGUGAUGGCUCUAGCAAGAAACCUCUAGACAUUGAUCUGUUGGUGGACUGUUCUAGAGGCGGCCCCGACAGUAUGGCCUCAGGAAAGGCUCAGACGUCUUCAAAACUAUUGCAUAGGCAGUACUCUUUCGUGUCAGACUCCGGGGAAGACAGUGAGCCAGAUAAGCUAGUUGAGAGUGUCUUGGGCAGUCUGCAAAAAGCACGGGGCUCAAAGUUGCACAAUUGA